This is a messenger RNA of Ectocarpus sp. CCAP 1310/34, 2759 nucleotides long. The record is from the annotation of a GenBank genome assembly. NCBI's taxonomy places the organism in Eukaryota, Phaeophyceae, Ectocarpales, Ectocarpaceae.
UUCGGCGCAGGUUCCGACGCUGCUGCUGCUGCCGGUGGAAGCGCGUCAACUGGGUGGCAGGAUCGGCAGCCACUGGCCGGCCUAACCCUGACGGCCUUCUCGGAGAACCUCAAGUCUCCGGAGAACCGGUUCUCCAACGACGGCGAGCUCCGAACCACCCUGCGUAUCACGCCCACCGUCGCGCAGGCAGGCCCGCUGGCGCCGCCCCUCAACGUCCGGGCCUACGAGGGGUCGGUACCGGGGCCCACCCUCAGGGUCAAGCCCGGCGACAGGCUGGUGGUGACUCUCGUGAACGAUUUAGAGUCCCCCGAGGGAGACCCUGGGGUGGGCGGGGGGACCGAGGGGGGGGGGGGGGGNNNGGGGGGGGGGGGGGGGGGGGGGGGGGGGGGGGGGGGGGGGGGGGGGGGGGGGGCGAUGGGCGGGCGGCGCUGGAGGGCAAGGUGGAGGCCUGGCCGAACGUAACGAACUUGCACGUGCACGGGCUGCACGUGUCGCCGUCCGGGGUGAGCGACAACAUCUACCGACGAGCGAAUCCCGGCGAUAGCUUGGAGUACGUGUACGAUCUCCCUCCCGACCAUUAUCCGGGCACCUUCUACUACCAUCCGCACUUCGAGGGAUCUAGCUCCAUGCAGACGCUGGGUGGCAUGUCAGGAGCUAUAGUCGUUGAGGAUCCCGAAGGGAGCCUUCCCCCUGAGAUCGAGGCCAUGCGGGAGGUCGUGAUGGUUUUGCAGGAGACCAACAUUGAGUCAGGCACCCUGCGCAACUACAAGGCCGCCUCCGAGAUAGCCGGCAGCAACAUGCCGCUGUACGGUGGCGGCGGCGGCAGCAGCCGGGCGGAGAGCAAGGACGAGAAAGGGGAAACAGCCCAAGAUGAGGAAGGGGAAAGCGAGGUGCUGCACUUCGCGACGGUGAACGGGCAGUACCAGCCGAUCGUCCAGGCGCAGCCGGGAGAGGCGUUCCGCGUCCGGUUGAUCCACGGCGGGAACAACGACCACAUGCACGUGUCCCUCGUACCCACAGAUGCUGCCGCUGCCGCCACCGCUACGGCUACAGCACAAGGCACCGGCCAAGGGGGACGGCGAGAAGAUGGCCCCGCCGAAGACCACAGCGGGGGGGGUAAGGCUUCAAGUGGCUGCACGCUGCUCACGCUAGCGAGAGACGGGGUCUACCUUCGCCAGGCGCCGAGGCUGCAGAGUGGGGGUGGGCACGUGGUGAUCGCGCCCGGCUCGCGCGCUGACUUGGCCGUGCUGUGCGAGGAGGCGGGGGUGUAUCGGCUGGCUUCGUCAAAGGGAGGCAACGACGAGGAAGAGCAGGACUCCAUCAUGUCGUAUCUCGGGCAGGAAACCGACGUGUUUGAGGGGACGUUGGCUUUCGUGGACGUCGGCGGUGAUGCCCUGGACAUGGAGCUGCCGGAGAAAUCGCCGGCCGCCGCCGGCUCUGAUCGACUGCUGCAAGACCUGCGAGACAUCCCAGAUAACGAGGUGUCUCGCUUCGUGUUCGAGUUCAACGCCGCCGAUAAGGUGUCCCACCUCGGCAACACGUACACCUGGUACGGCGUGAACGGAGUCCAGUACACCAACUCCUCCCAUAUAAUGCGCAGGGUGCCUCUCGGCUCGGUAGAAGAGUGGGUCGUCGUCAACCAGAGAAAGGGGAGGGGGGAGGGGGAGCAAGGGUUACCGGUCGGUUGUGACAGAGGGGGCCCCGGGGAGGUAACCGCCGACGGACACCCGUUCCACUUGCACGUCAACCACUUUCAGGUGGUGGGCAGCAGCUGGGGGGACGAUGGACCGGACUGGAGCGUGGGGGACUGGCGAGACACCAUUUCGAUACCCACACCGGGAAACGUGACGAUUCGCUGGAGAGCAGACGACUUUACCGGCGAGGCCGUCGCACACUGCCACAUCUUCGGCCACAGCGACACGGGAAUGAUGAUGAAUUUCGAGAUUUUCGAUUCGAUUUGAUGCUGCGAGCGAGUAGAAGGGAAGUGGCUUGGUCUCAGUCUGUUGUUUCAUUUUUUUUUCUGCUGUUCAUUGUUCUCCCGAGUUCGAGUGCGUGGCAGGUACGUGACGUUGUGCAUGACAGAAUGCCUCUUUACAAUACCCACUACUCUCUUUCAACUGUGCUUGAUGUUUCAUGGCUACAUGUCAUCACAAACGGCUAGAGGGGUUGCAUCAAAUCCCCCAGACCAAGAGAGUCAGUGCGGAUGCUGACGUUUUUACUUCGGUCUAAGGCUUUUUUUACGUCCGUUCGUCCAUCCGUGUUGCUUCGUUCUUGGAAUACCACAUUUGUGUGCUUGUCGUACCUGCCUAUGGAAUGCUUACCCCGGGUGGGGUGCAUUUGCUACGGUAUCUUGAGGUGGGGCGGUAACUGUAUAUAGUGAGAGCUCGCUUGCGGUGUAGGGGGGUAGACCCGCUAGUGAGAUAUGUAUGUAUGGUUUGUUUGCCGUCCUCCUCGUUGUGUUGGUGUACUACUGUACUGCUCUACGUCGAUAACCUUCAUCGAAGAUUGAAGAAAUAGUAGCACCUUAUCGAAGGAAGGUCAAACCGCAGGCGAUGCCGUGGCGGUUCUUUGCCAAUGUACGAACGAGGGAGGCCGAGAGAGAGGUUGCCUUCGCCGCUUUUCGUGUGUGUCUGGCUGUACGCAUACUCUCCCGUAGUAUUCUGAUGUGCAAUCUGGCCUCUUCCUUGUCAUCCCCCAUGCGCUGUUUCAGCCUUGGCUCCAAGCCCCAAAAUACAAUGAAACAACCGUUUUUUUGUUAG